AUGGCAUCUGAUCCCUUCCCAAUCAGGGGCGGCGACGGGCUGGGCCCGCGCUGGCAGCUGUGGCGGCGGCGGCGCUUCGUGCUGGCGUCCCUGGCCUUCUGGGGGCUCGUCUCCAUGUACACGACGCGCAUCAACUUCAGCGUCGCCAUCGUCGCCAUGACCAGCGGCUCCGGCGCUUGCCACCGCGCCGCCCUCCCCGCCAACGCCUCCGCCGCCGCCAACGCCUCAACCCAGGCGGGGCUGCUGCAGGGCGUGGUGUUCCCGUGCCUGAACGCCAUCUGGGCGCGCUGGGCGCCGCCGCUCGAGCGCUCCCGCCUCGCCACCACCGUCGCCUCGGGCUGCAACGUCGGCACCGUCAUCGUGCUGCCGCUCUCCGGCCUGCUGGCCGCGCACGUCGGCUGGCCCUCCAUCUUCUACGUCUUCGGCGCGGGGGGCGUGCUGUGGUGGGCGCUGUGGUGGGCGCAGACGGCGGACAGCCCCGAGCGCGACCGGCGCGUCUCCGACAAGGAGCGGCGCUUCAUCGAGGACGCGCUGGGCGUCGACACGGCCACCGCCAAGGUUUCCUUUCAUCCGUGGCGGCGUUUCUUCACAUCUCCAGCAUAUCUGGGGAAACUGGUCGCUCAUUUCUGUGCGAAUUGGGGAUUCUACACUCUCGUAACUCAAAUGCCCAUGUACCUUAAAGACACGCUGGGCUUCGACCUGCGCGCCGCGGGCUUCGUGUCCGCGCUGCCCUACGUGGUGAUGGCGCUGCUGCUGCAGGUGGCGGGCCACACGGCCGACUGGCUGGAGCGCCGCCAGCUGCUCAACACCACGCAUUGUGAAUACGCUGGACAUGGCGCCACUCCACGCGAGCGUGUUGGCUGGUGUGAGCAGCACCAUCGCAAACACUUCCGGCAUCCUCAGCCCCCAGCUGACGGGCUUCAUCGUGCGAAACAAGUUUCAUUGCUUGCUUGGGGUUGUAAUUCAAACACUCCCCAAGGCAUUCCAUUACAACAAUACAUCAUAAGAAAUAGUUUUGACAUACAUGCUCCAAAUCACACAACCUAUUAUUCUUAUAAUGAUAACAUUGUCCCAGAUAUUCUAGAUAUUUUUAUUCAAAAAAAACUUACUGUUUGUCAUUAUUGUCUUUAUGUUGAUAUUCUGAACAAUAAUUUCUGCGCGUUCAUAUUUUUUUUAACCAAGUAUUUAUUAUCUGGGAAGCAGGGCAUUAUUAUUAUUAUUGAUAUUAUAUUAUUAUUAUUUAUUAUUAUUAAUACAUAUGCUGGUGAAAUAGAUGGGAAGAGAAAUGGAGACCAACGGCCAUGUGGCAGCAACGCCCAUUGA
This is a messenger RNA of Gryllus bimaculatus (two-spotted cricket), 1323 nucleotides long. The record is from the annotation of a GenBank genome assembly. NCBI's taxonomy places the organism in Eukaryota, Metazoa, Arthropoda, Insecta, Orthoptera, Gryllidae.